Messenger RNA from Priapulus caudatus, 4022 nucleotides. RefSeq lists its product as uncharacterized. Lineage: Eukaryota; Metazoa; Priapulida; Priapulimorpha; Priapulimorphida; Priapulidae. The transcript has 8 exons. Bases 182 to 3010 code for a protein of 942 amino acids. The record is from RefSeq and is a predicted model, not a curated record.
GAGGGCGCUUUGAAAUGGCGGGAAUACGAUUUCUAUUUCCAAAUAUGAUACGGCAAAUAUCUAUGCAAAUAUACAUUAUAUUGCGACGCUGUAUUUAGAAACAUUUCCCAAUUUGUAAGUUACAAACUUAUCUUAUCUUAUCUUACAAACCAUUGUGUGAGUGAAGUGAUACUGAUAUACAAUGACAGGUAAUUCUAAAAAGGUACCACACAACAAGGUCAAGGGGCAUCGCCAUCAGUAUGCCACAUACGUGAAUCAAAACAGAAAUGCAUUGGUACGGAAAUACCCCUUCCUCCGCCCUGACCAGAUCAGGCGCAAGCUGCGACAAAUGUGGGAGGCCGAAAAAUUACCAAAGGCACUACCUCAACCAACAAUCGCCAGCCAUGGAGAAAAAGUUGCUACGUCGAAGAAACCACCAAUUAGGAAUAAAGCGGCUCUGUCAUCGCGUCCCUUGCAGUCCAACAACUUUAGCUAUGAUGACAGCAGUGAUAACAGCAGCGAUGUGACCGGUGAAGUGACCAAUAAAUUGCUGUCCUACAGACAAGCAUAUAAACCACUUGUGCCUUCAGUAUCCUCCUUGCAAAAUGACAAGCCGGAUGUGCAAUCAAGGGGUACAGGACAAGACGUCAUUGGUAGAGCAGAUAUUUUUCCACCAGUGCAUAUAAACACACAUGAUUUCAAAGAGAAUACAGGUAGGAAGAAAUACAAGGGUAAAAAAUCAGCAAACUCCAACAAUGAUACGGCGUCUGAAGAUGUAUGGAAAACCCGAAAGACCUACACACCAGGAAACAAUGUUAAACUUGCGCCUCCGAUUGUGGUGUCGCAAACAACUAUUAUGCCACCUGGAAUACUGGUUUUAAGUGAAACAAAGGCAAAGCAACCUAAACUUUCAUCGAGGGUUAGUUUCUCUGAAGUCACCGAAAGCCUGAUCAUUUCACAGGAUACAGUCGAUGCCAGUAGCCAGUCUACGCAAUGCAGCAAUCAAGAAGAUGUUCCUGAAAUUCAUCGUGAAAGAGACCCUUCUGUUAAGGAAGAGAAGAUUAUCAAGACAGAUGCGAGAGUGACUGUUAGAAGCACGAGAGGUAUUAAGAAACUACGAGAGUUGAAGCUGACUGAAGACAAGCUUGGUAGCUGUGCAGCAAGUACACAAUUAGAAGAGCAAGAGAAUAAACCAGCUAAGGAGACUGCCAGCAUGAUGUCGAAGUCGCAGCGAUCAAAGUCAGCAAGACGAAAGCCGCAGCAAGUAACGUCACGGGUCCGCAAGAAGACAAAGCCAGCACACGAGCAAAUGCGAUCGGAAGGAGCGAGAGGUCAGACUUCGAUGCCGUUCUGCAGUUACGACUUUGACGAAAUCAACGCUUCGGAGCUGAACAUUGAGACAGAAAUGUCAUUGAAACAAAUGCCCUUUCCUGUUACGGAGACUACUUUCUCUCCUGUUACAGAAUUAGCAGAUGAUGUCAUUGACAGUCCAGAGUCGCUAGACGGAAGGUUGUUGGACAUAGCCGUGAAACCUAAUCUGGUUACAUCACAUAGACUGGAAUCAAUACCGACUCGAAUGACACAGGCGGUGAAGGAAAAAGGGCAAAAAGAAAACCAAGAUCGGCCAGGGAAGGCACGUAACAUUCAACCCAAAGUUAGAAGAGAUGGCAGAGAGCAGGAACAGCAGGACAAAGUAGAUAUUGCGGGAGAUGCCUCUUCGUUGCUCCCGACACGCAAGCUUAGGUCCAGAAGAGUAGUUGGCAAAGACGAAUUAAAAGAGGCCCCAAAAGAUUCUUCACCCUCCCUCUCUUGUGCAUCAGAAAGCUACGAGCCCUCCACUCUACCCAACACAGGACCAAAUGAAGCUGCUAUGCAGGAUGUACCUGCUUCACUAGCGGUUACCACUCGCCGCGUCAUCGGCAGACGUAAAAAACUCGACGGCGACAACCCACAACCGACCGAUCGGGGAAAAAACACCACGCACGAUGCUUCUCCCGAAAACGCCACAGUGGGCCUCGCGCGAAAUGCAGGGAAACCGAGAGAGGAUGUCUCGAAACUAGUUCGACUGCCACGCUUCGAUGCGCUUGGUUUCCGCCCGGCGAAGUUUCUCACGAGCACGCCCAUGCCGGUUGGCAACGUCUGCGGAAGUCCCGGACACAUCACCGUAUGCGCGGACGUACACGCUAGACACGAGAUGUCGCCUCUCAGGCCUGCAGCGGUUGCAAGGAACGCGUCCGGAGAUGCGCUGAGCAGGAGAGGGGUACCAAACGGGAGCAUAGUGUUCAUUCAACCGACUCUGAGUCCCGCGGGCACGCCAGUGAAGGGCAAGAAGGGCCGGUGGAAGGGCAAGCCUCUCAAGAAACGCGCUUCUCCAGUACGCAAGACGGACAUUGAAGCUGUGCAGACAAGAAGCGGCGAAAAGCCACCUGUACAGGAAGCUCCAUGCGAAAAAGAAGAAGUCACAGGUGAUGCCCCAGUGACGACAAGGUCGAGCGAGUUGGCCUUGAACAGAGCUGUGAACAGAAUGAGGGAUAUCAUGGCUUCGUCGCCGCCAUUGCUGACAUUUGACCUCGAGGAUUCCGCAUCGCCCAAUCUUAGCCACGCAAGUUCAAAUUCAGAUGAGUAUCUUGUGCAGCUAACAGAUGAAAUGAUCGAUGGGGAUCAUCUUAGCUGCAUUGGCACUGUGCCAACACUCUCACCGCCAGAGCCUGAACAUACCAAGACAAAUGGCCCACAAAAGAAAUCUGUGACUGCCAAGUCAGCCCUGACCAGAAGAUCAAAGCCUUCAAAGCGAGAAGUGACCCACACAAUAGUUAAGCAGCAGCAGCAGCAGAAGAAGAAGCAGCAGCAGCAGCAACAACAACAGCAACAGAGGAUGAGUAAUCCUAACAAAGAGAUGCGCAUUGAGGAUAUGUUUGACCUACCAGAUGACAAAGCAGUCUACAAAACCCGUGGUUACAAGCGACGACAGGUGUUAAGCACACAACCGACAAAGAAACGGGCAGAGGAUGGGCACGAUACGUGGAUAUAGGUCAAGGAAAUGUGAAAGCUGCAUUACAAUAGGCAAACAAAUGGCUGUUAUUCAAACGAAUCGUUUCCAUUUGUUGUCAAUGGUCCUCCAUGGACCACCGAUCUAUGGCUUAACUGAAGUGUUAUUUGCAAGGGAUACACGUGAGUUGUAAAGUCCAGUUGCAUUCGCUUGUGUUUCUAACUAUCUGAACCAGUGAAUGCCAUUUGGAAUAUUUCUAGGCUGUGUGAAAGUGUUAGCAGGAGUCAUGUGUGCAUUACUGUCAUGAGACGUGUCAACUUGUAUCGAUGUUGUAUAGUAUCAUAGAUUAUUAUAAUAUAGUAUGAAUCUUAGCACUUUUCGUACAUGUCCAGGAUGAUCGAUGAAUGGAUGGUCCAAUGCAAAUCGCAAUUAUUAAGACAGCAUUGCCAAACUUGGCAUGAGUGUGUGUUUCAGCCUAUAUGUGGGCCAGUCAGAUCAUAGUCUUAUUAGCUACCACCAGAGGGGGCUGUUCGUUUGGUAACCUCGUGAGCACAAUUUAAUGAAGAAGCUCUUACACAAACCAUCUGCAACCACUAAUGAAUGUUAGUACAGAGGUCUGAAAAUACUAAAAUUUUAAAUAUUAUUUAGGAUCUAAAAAGCACCUAUUCAUUUUCGAUCACUGAUCCAAGUUGGUAACCAGGAAUGAUUUAGAUUGUAGCAUCUUUUCCUGUGUAAUACCGUCUGUCAUGAGUUACAUCAGUUCAUUAUCAACCAUAUUUGCAAAAUAACCAUGUAGUCAAAGUUGUUUGUACUGUUAGUUAUAGUAUAUAUUACGAAUGCCCUAAUCGUACAAAUUAAAUUUACGCGUGUCUUCCCAAGACCAUUAUUUUGUAGCACUAUGACUCGUUGUUCACUUAUAUGUUGUAUACUAGUUUAGCUUUAGUAACAAGAAAUUGUUAUGGCAUAGCAUUUCACUUUGCAUAUUCAAUUAUGUUGCCUUAGGCAAUAUACUGGUGAUUAUUAUUCUAUUAUACUUUACUGUGCUUCUUAUGGA